GGCAGCUAAACCCGACUCGAGAGGAAACCAGGCGGCUGCGGGUGUUUCAGCGUGUUCUCCUCGCCUCUGAUGCACCAUGAUGCGCAGAAACAGCCAGACGGCGCUCGCCGUGCUGCUCGCCCUGCUCUCCGGCCUCGGCGUGGCGUCUGAUCAUGUAAACGGGACAGUCGGGGAGAAUUUAAACCUAACAUUUGAAUUUUCACACGGCGACAGCAUUAGUGCUGAGCAGAAAUUCAACGUGUACAGAAACGAGAUGAAGAUCGGACACUUUCCAAACACCGUGAACCUCUGCAAUUCAUCUGCUGUAGGACCCAAGCAGAACUUGUGUGUCACUAAACCACCUGCAAGAAAAACAACUUUGCUCUUCACGAAUCUGACGGUGAAUGACAGCGGGGUUUAUCACCUGACUGUGUUUGCGGAGAACCAGAUUCAACUCAUUAUUAGCAGUACCAGAGUUAAUCUGACUGUUCAUCCAGGACUGAGCGUGACGACAGUUUCAGCUCCGACGUCCUCCACCAACAACAACAGCUCCUCAAUCAAGAGUCAACCAGAAAUGAUCUCUCGCUAUUUAAUCUUCAGCACACUAGUGUUCACGCCAGUUCUCCUGCUGGCGGGCCUUCUAGUUUGGUUCUGCCGGACUUACAGAAGAAAAUCAGAUGACACACCUGAUCUGAACGCCCACGCAGCACAGCAGGGGACCUGCCCGGUGUCCACCUCUAUGCCGUCAGUCAGCUGUGUCGAAUACGGAGUUCUAGACUUCCAGAGCCGCCCGAAUCGUCCCGAGAGACACAGCAACCCAGAGGCGGCUGAUGGGGGUGUCGAAUACGCUGCUAUAAUGUUCCCCCCACAGAAAAAAAGAACAUGAGUGAGGGGGAGAGAGAGCACGAUGAGGUUUUUUUGCUGAGCCAGAAAAGCUUUAAAAACAACACAGAACUCUUCACCAUCUUUAUUCAGCCACACAAACACACACAGCGCGCCUUCAAGCGCCGGAACCGCCGAGCUCUCGUCCGCCGACGCUUUAUUACUCUGCUGCACUUUACACCUGCAGAAAAGACUGAACGGCCUCGCCGGCAGGAAGUGAGAAUGUGGCAGAGGAAGUUACUGUAAAUGCAAUAUUUUAGUGCUAAUUUGGGAGAAACAUGAGUAUAAAUAAUUCACAGAUUUGUAAGAUGUGAUUGUGAAUGUCUCCCCACUGUAAGUGUGCGGUGCUGUAAUGACUCAGUGUUUUAGAGAAGCAACAACCACAAAAGCCCCUGGUGAGAAACCCCCAGAGCCACGCCGCACGGCUCCUCGCCAGCGGCUGCCUUUCACACACAUGGUGUUGGAGCUUUUAUGUAAUAUAAUAAACACUAUAUUCACACCUCAGA
This is a messenger RNA of Pygocentrus nattereri (red-bellied piranha), 1367 nucleotides long. RefSeq lists its product as uncharacterized. Gene Ontology annotation, cellular component: external side of plasma membrane; membrane. Lineage: Eukaryota; Metazoa; Chordata; Actinopteri; Characiformes; Serrasalmidae. The transcript is spliced from 5 exons. The record is from RefSeq and is a predicted model, not a curated record. The coding region runs from base 77 to 865 and encodes 262 amino acids. Gene Ontology annotation, biological process: positive regulation of T cell apoptotic process; negative regulation of immune response.